AUGUUUUCUCCCUGGCUCUCACUCAGUGCUGGCUCGCUGAUCCUACCCCUGUUGGCAUCUCCCGUCACGGCCAACGAGUCGAGUGCCGCCGCCUAUCAGCUGGUGGAACGUUGGCAGGCCGACAACUUCCUGGAGUAUUUCAACUUCCACGUUGGACAAGACCCGACCAACGGCUAUGUCAACUAUCUGGACCAAGCCAGCGCACAGGAUGCCGGCCUGGUCAAAGUCACCGACAGCGGCACCCUGUACCUAGGGGUCGACCACACCACCAAACUCAGCCCGGGUGGGAAAGGCCGCGAUUCCGUGCGCAUCGGGACCAAGAAGUAUUAUGACCAAAGUCUGGUCAUUGCCGACAUCGCGCACAUGCCGGGAAGCAUCUGCGGGAGCUGGCCUGCGUUCUGGUCCGUGGGCAUGGAAUGGCCACAGGAUGGUGAGAUCGAUAUCAUUGAGGGCGUGAACCUGCAGGAACAUAAUGAGAUUGUGAUGCACACAAGCGGUACCUGCAGUCUGACAGACCAGGGCAUGACCGGUGUGGUCAAUGCCACAGGCUGUGGAGCGGACCUGGGACCCGUAGGCUGCGUCGUCGAAGGCCACAAGGGCAGCUAUGGCACCUCGUUCAAUCGACAGGGUGGCGGUGUGUACGCCAUGGAGUGGACUGCCGAUUUCCUGAAGAUUUGGUUCUUCCCUCGGCGCUCCAUCCCGUCCUCCAUCUCCAGCGGACAGCCCGAUGUCACCGAGUUUGGCACCCCGAUGGCGCUGGUGCAGGAAGGGUGUGACGUGGCUAACAGCUUCAAGUCCCAGUCGUUCGUGUUUGAUGUCACCUUCUGUGGUGACUGGGCGGGCGGCGUGUUUGGCCAGUCGGGCUGCCCCAUGUCCAGUUCGGAUCCCGUGCAGAGCUGCAUCAACUAUGUUGCUCAGAACCCAUCCGCCUUCGAGCAGUCGUACUGGGAGAUCAACUCUAUACAGAUCUACCAAACUAGCGUGAAUGGCCCGGCUUCGAACUCUACGACAACCCAUGCUCCUGCCACGACUCACACGACGGCCGAGCCUUCUGUUGCGGAAACCCAAUCGGUUACUUCCGCCCACGAGGGUGCCACGACUGUGCAUUCGGCAGUUACUACUUCUUCAACUGAGGCCAAACCGACGUCGGUAAAGUCUAUGCACCACGAGACCGUUGAGAAGGCUCUGGCUACUACCGGUGUCAAAAAGGCACCUGCUACUUUGUACGUGACGAAUUUUGUGACUUCGACCAAAACUGUUUGCACCGACACCGUCACCGCGAAUGGAGCUGAGAUGACCAAAGAUCUGUCUAAUGGUGAGAACUUGAAACCGGCCGGCUCCUCGAACACAGCCACUCGUGUCGAGACAGUCGUUGAGCCACAGAACACGGCAAUGUCUACCCAAGCCCACGGCGUUAAUGGAAAGAGCGCGACCUCAAACGCUGCAUCCAACGAUCAUUCUGCGCCUGGAAAAGACUCUGUCAAUUCGGUUACUUUACACAAGCCAACAGAGAUUGAGAAUUUAUCUCCUGCAACCAGUGCACCCGGCCUCCUACCGUCUUUACGACCUUCUCGCAGUUCGGUGCCUCUCAUCCCUCAUCCUGACGCUUCCACACAUAGUCCCAGUUCUUCACCCACUGGUGUCAGCGCUGUGUUUACCGGCGCUGCUCACAAGGCGACUGGAAAUGUCCUUGGAGCUAUCCUUGCUUUUGUUCUCGCCCUUUUGGUCUGA
Messenger RNA from Penicillium riverlandense, 1731 nucleotides. It is a transcript of the gene eng2, whose product is annotated as putative GPI anchored endo-1,3(4)-beta-glucanase. The transcript has a single exon. The record is from RefSeq and is a predicted model, not a curated record. Gene Ontology annotation, molecular function: hydrolase activity, hydrolyzing O-glycosyl compounds. Bases 1 to 1731 code for a protein of 576 amino acids. Gene Ontology annotation, biological process: glucan catabolic process. NCBI's taxonomy places the organism in Eukaryota, Fungi, Ascomycota, Eurotiomycetes, Eurotiales, Aspergillaceae.